Molecule: messenger RNA, 2024 nt
Organism: Onychostruthus taczanowskii (white-rumped snowfinch)
Lineage: Eukaryota; Metazoa; Chordata; Aves; Passeriformes; Passeridae
Gene: SUPT3H
Product: SPT3 homolog, SAGA and STAGA complex component
Exons: 13
Coding region: 294-1427 (377 amino acids)
Biological process (GO): transcription by RNA polymerase II
Molecular function (GO): protein heterodimerization activity; transcription coactivator activity
Source: RefSeq, a predicted model, not a curated record
CCUCCCCGGCGCGGGCGGCGCCAUUUUACCCCCCCUCCCUCAGCGGCCGUGGCGGGUGGGGGGAACAGCGCGAAGCCGUCGUCGCUUUUCCGUCCCCCUCGUUUCUCGCCUCGGUCCAGGCAGCGCGUGGAGGGGAAGGACCGAGGUUCAGUGCCUGCCCCUCGCUUUCCCCUCUCGGCUGUCCGCACACGGGGUGGGGGGAUCGGGCACCACAAGCUGCUCCCACCUUCCUUCCAUCCUUCCUCCCCUGCACAUCUCAGCCUCCUCAUCCAUCCAUCCAUCCAUCCCCAGGGAUGAGCAGCACUGUGGCCAGUCCGAUGUCAGCAGUUGCCUCUUCGAGCAGUGGAAGAAAAUCAACAAGCUUUACACUUGAAUUGCAGAGUAUGAUGUUUUCCCUGGGAGAUGCUCGCAGGCCACUCCAUGAGACUGCAAUUCUGGUGGAAGACAUUGUCCACACUCAGCUGAUAAAUUUGUUGCAGCAAGCAGCUGAAGUUUCUCAGAUGAGAGGGGCUCGAGUCAUCUCUGCUGAAGAUCUCCUGUUCUUGAUGCGCAAAGAUAAGAAGAAGCUUCGAAGGCUACUUAAAUACAUGUUUUUUCGAGACUACAAAUCUAAAAUUGUCAAAGGAAUAGAAGAAGAUGACCUCCUCGAAGACAAAUUCAACAGCAAUAACACCAACAAGCGGCAGAAGCUGGCCCAGGACUUUCUCAACUCCAUUGACCAGACUGGAGAGCUCUUGGCCAUGUUUGAAGAUGAUGAGAUUGAUGAUGUCAAGCAGGAGCGCAUGGAGAGAGCAGAAAGACAAACACGAGCCAUGGACUCGGUCCAGUAUGCAGAAUUCUGUGAAAGUCGGCAAUUGAGUUUUUCAAAGAAAGCAUCCAAGUUCCGUGACUGGCUGGACUGUAGCAGUAUGGAAAUAAAGCCAAAUGCAGUUGCAAUGGAGAUUUUGGCAUAUUUAGCAUAUGAAACUGUGGCCCAGCUCGUGGACUUGGCCCUUUUGGUUAAACAGGAUAUGACUCCCAAAGCUGGUGACCCAUUCAGUCAUGCCAUAUCUGCCACCUUCAUACAGUACCACAACUCUACCGAGCCACAUCUCUUAGGGCAGUCUACGAGUGUGAAGACCAGUCUUGACUCCCCUGAGAACACACCACCCCCUACACCAACCCCGCCAGCAUCAGCAGGGCAGCAACACCUUGGGAAAACCCCCUCAGGAGCCUUGGGGAACGGUGGAAUUGGACAGGACUCCACCAAAUCCAAACAAAGGAAAAGAAAAAAGAGCACUGCAGCCUGUGGGAUGGAGGCUCAAAGUGAUGCCAUCCAGCCCAGCCACAUCAGAGAGGCCAUUCGACGCUACGGCCACAAGAUUGGCCCCCUUUCCCCAUUCACAAGUGCCUACCGCAGGAAUGGGAUGACUUUUCUCGCCUGCUGAUGUGGAUGUGGCUGCAGCAACAGGAAAGACAGUAUUAUUAAGAGCUAACCAUGAUGAUGCUUGAGCAAAGGCUCCUGCUUCAGCCUGUCACCAGGAUCUGCUGGCACAUCCUGCUGGUGUCCCUGUGGUACCCACAGGUCAGGGGUCUUCUUCAGCUGCCCAGAGCUCAGGCUUGGAAUCCAGCUUAAGCCUCAAGUUAAUACGGAGCACUCAAGGGAUCAAGAAAAGAACAGCAAAGUAUUUUAUGUAGUGCAGCCAUCCUCCUCCUUUGUGCUUAGUAUGUGAGGUCUUAAUUUUCACUCCUGCUCUGUGCUCUUGUGGUCAUUUGUAGGUGGUUUUGUUGACCUGCUCUCCUGGACCUGCUUGCAAAAACUUUAAAAAUAUGUAUAUUUUUUAAAUAAAUGGAAAAAUGUCUCUUUGCCACCAAAAUAUUGUAAAAGUGAACGUAGUAUGUCCAAUAUUGCUGCCAUUCAUAAAUUGUUUUUUUCUUUUAUCUGCUUACAUUUCUGUUUUCUGGAAAUUUUCUGUGUGUGAAGGACUAAAAGCAAUGUGUACAAUGUAUUAAAUGAGGCAAAGGGGAAGUUUUCUGAUGUUCCA